AAUGAAAUGCUAAUGAAUAUAACGACAGAGAGUCAUGUGAAUUAGAUUCAAUUCCCUGAUACCAUUAUAAGUUUUCCGGACCCUCCUUCCUCGGAUCUAUAACUUACUAAUUCAAUGGUGAUGGUUAUAGAGGAAGGAAGUGUUGUGGCUUCUCGGUGUAGCUAUCUGCCUUUAUUUCAUUUAUAUUUGUAACUUCGGGUUUUAAAAUAUUCAUCAGUGAACAUACAACCAAAAUUCUGAAUCCAUCAUUUUGGAGAUCGCUAUAUCAUUAAACUAUUUUACUUCGGCUCACAAUUAGGCCGCUUAGCAACUCUUCAGCAUACAAUUACUUCACAUACAACUAAUCAGCCAUGCUUCUACUUUACAGUCAAAAUAAGGAUGUGGAUACGGAUACUGAUGAUGAGGGCACGGAUACAGAUGGUGAGUCAUUCGUGACUGCGAAAACAUCGUUGCCAUUAGAUGCAAGUAUUGUCGAGGGUAGAAAAAUCUUUACGAAACUUGGUACAAGCGAGCUAAGAUUAUCCAUUUAUGAUAGAUAAAACAUGCUAAUAUACCAUUAGAGAACAACCCAGAAUUCAUGAAUAAACUCGCAGUGAAGCUUGGUCUUUCCCCCGCUCUUAAAUUUUACGACGUUUAUUCACUUGUUGAAUCGGAAUUACUCGGAGAUAUCCCUCGCCCCGUCUACGCCCUUCUUUUCAUCAUUCCAUUAACUUCUGCCUGGGAAACAAUCCGGCUUGCAAAAGACACAGCAAGAGAGCCUUAUGAGAAAUGUGGCGCUGAUGAGCCUAUCAUUUGGUUUAAACAAAUAAUAAGUGGUGCUUGUGGUGCCGUUGGUCUCUUACAUUGCCUUCUCAAUGGUCCAGCUCAAGAAUACAUCCUCCCUGACACUACAUUAUCUCAACUUUAUGAAAAAAGUAUUCCUUUAAAUCCGGGUGCCCGAGCAGAGCUAUUAUAUAACAAUGAAGCAUUAGAGGAGGCUCACCAGUCUUGUGCAGAAUUGGGCGAUACAAAACCACCACCACUUGGAAAAGAUAAUUUAGGACUGCAUUUUGUGGCUUUUGUAAAGGGAGAUGAUGGAUGGCUGUGGGAAUUGGACGGAAAUAGAGUGGGUCCAGUUCGAAGGGGACCAUUGGAAGAGGAUGAAGACCUUUUGAGUGAGCAUAUAUUGAAGCGGUGUAUUGGAGGACUUGUUGAGAUGGAUGGAGGUAGGGAUUAUAGGUAUAGUUGCAUUGCGCUAGCUAAGGAUCCAGCCCAGUCUGUCAGUUUGCCUAUUCAUUCUCUCGAUCGUGGUCGUUCACUUAGAGAUGAAGGGGUACCACGGCGUGGAAUCUGGGAUCCAACUUAUCGUCAUCCAAGCUGGUCCCCUCCACCACCGGAUCAUGGGGGAAAACUUCCAGUAGAGUAGCAAGAUCAGUGAUUUCAUUAUGCUUCGUACUUCAAAAGGUGGAGGUAUUAUUGAGGCUAACAGCGUCAAAGAGUAGUUUAAAUACAGCGUCUAUCAUUAGUUUAAUCGAAGAAUUUCCACAGCUAGGUCAGAGAUCUUUUCAUUGU
Molecule: messenger RNA, 1551 nt
Organism: Sclerotinia trifoliorum
Lineage: Eukaryota; Fungi; Ascomycota; Leotiomycetes; Helotiales; Sclerotiniaceae
Source: the annotation of a GenBank genome assembly